AAGUAUUCGCCUCUCGAACUAGAUAUUUUUUAGUAAAAUGAUUCGGUAUAUUUUUCUUAUUUUGUGUGCUGUUUCUUAUACUGUGCUUUGUGAUGAAACUGCUAUUGUUGAAAUACCCAAUGGAAAACUUCAAGGUUCAUUCAAUGGUCAAUAUUAUUCUUUUAAAGGGAUUCCAUAUGCAGAGCCACCAGUAGGUGAAAAUCGUUUUGAAUCACCAAAACCUUUUCAACAAAAAUGGAGUGAUGUUCGAGAUGCAACUAAGUCAGGUGCAACUUGUAUUUGUUUAGAUCCAGUUGAAAAAGUUCAUGAAAAAAUUAUAACAGGAUCUGAAGAUUGCCUCUUUAUUAAUGUUUAUUCACCAAAAAUUAAAACAACUAGUUUGUUACCAGUUAUAUUCUUUAUACAUGGCGGUGGUUUUAUGUUUGGUUCUGGAGAUUUUCUCGAAGAAACUCUUUUAAUGAGUAAAGGAAAUUUCGUUUUUGUUACAUUCAACUAUCGUUUAGGUCCAUUAGGUUUUAUGAGUACGGAAGAUGGCGAAAUAACUGGUAACAUGGGACUUAAAGAUCAACGUUUAGCUCUUGAAUGGGUUAACCAAAAUAUUGAAAAAUUCGGUGGGGAUCCAAAACAUGUUUUGAUGGCAGGUUUUUCAGCUGGUGGUGCAAGUGUAGAAUAUCAACUUUUACAACCAGGUGUAGAAAAACUUGUCAAUUCAGCAUAUUCAUUAAGCGGAUCUGCACUUGAUUCGUGGGCAUUUAAAACAAAUGUUCUAGAAAAGGUUAAAAAAGUUGCAAGUAUCCUAAAAUGUCCAAAUACUGAAUCAAGCGCAGAAAUAAAAAAAUGUCUCAAAGAAAAGCCUGCAACAGAAAUUGUAAAUUCCACAAACGAAUUCUUAAUCUAUAAUUACCAUCCUCUUAUAGUGUGGGCUCCAUCAAUUGAGUCACCAGAAUCCAAAGAUGCUAUAUUAACAGAAGCACCAAAAGAACUUAUCAAAAAGGGAAAAGUAACUAAUGUUCCAUAUUUAUCAUCAUUUACUAGUCAAGAUGCAGGUUUUCUUGUUGCUGAAAUUCUUUUCAAGAAAGAAGACGGAACAACCGAUUUGGAAUAUUUUAACAAAAAUUACAAGAAACUCUUACCUUCGAUGCUUUUAUAUGAAGAGAGAUUUGAAGACGAAACCGAAUUAGAUCAAUACACUGAAAAAUUAUAUAAAGAUAAUGGAAUAUCAGAUGGAGUAGUUACAAUGGAAAAUUUCAAUAAAUUCAUAAAACUUGCAACAGAUGAAUCGAUGACAAACGGUAUAAAAGAAUCUUGGCAGUUGCAUUCUCAAUAUUCAUCAGCUCCAAAUUAUUACUAUGAAUACGAUUACCCAGCAAAAAUAGGCCUUGGAAAUUUGUUUUCUAAUAGAACUGAUAUUAAUUUCGGUUGUGUUCAUGGGGAUGAUGUUUUCUUAAUGUUCAACCAUGCUCUAAGGGAUAUAAGUAAACUAAAUGAUGUUGAAAAAAGGCACUCUGAUAAUUUUAUGAAAUUAUUAGAAACUUUCGUUAGCAAAGGAGUUCCACAUUUCGGUGAAAUCGCACUUCCGAAGAAUGCCAAUUUGUCUAAAAAAGUUGAGUAUUUACACAUUUUAGAAAACGAAGCGGUAAUUGAGAAACUUUAAAAAAAAAUAUAUUGUACCUGUGUGUACAUACCUGUAAAUAACGAUCAAAGCUACAAGAAUAACUGAACGAUCGAAUAACUGACACAUUCAAAACUGAAUAUGUAUGUAUGUAUGUACAUAUUUAAUUUUCUAAUGAAUAAAUAAAACUUAUUUAACUCUGAUAAGCCGAAAAAAAACUUAGACUAUAUUACUUAU
Messenger RNA from Condylostylus longicornis, 1849 nucleotides. RefSeq names its product esterase 6-like. The transcript has 3 exons. The record is from RefSeq and is a predicted model, not a curated record. Lineage: Eukaryota; Metazoa; Arthropoda; Insecta; Diptera; Dolichopodidae. Bases 38 to 1654 code for a protein of 538 amino acids.